Malassezia pachydermatis is the source of this 906-nucleotide messenger RNA. RefSeq lists its product as hypothetical. The transcript has a single exon. Gene Ontology annotation, cellular component: nucleus; cytoplasm. Gene Ontology annotation, molecular function: nicotinamide-nucleotide adenylyltransferase activity; ATP hydrolysis activity. The coding region runs from base 1 to 906 and encodes 301 amino acids. Lineage: Eukaryota; Fungi; Basidiomycota; Malasseziomycetes; Malasseziales; Malasseziaceae. The record is from RefSeq and is a predicted model, not a curated record.
AUGGCUCACACUGCACGACGUACCUUGAGCGCAACGCGCUCUCAUGCGCUUCAGCAGGCGCUGGACCACUUCCAUACUUCUGGGUCGCGAUGGAGCCUUGUCUACAAGACACGCCCAGACUGGCCAUCCAUCCCGUCAUCCGACACACGAGGCACAGUGAGCAUCCUGGACUCCUCGUUCAAUCCACCAACGUUGGCACAUGCCGCGCUGGCUUCCUUGCCCACAUCAGGCACACGCACAUCACAUGCUCAUCUUCUUGUAUUCUCAGUUCGCAAUGCCGAUAAGGGACGUGGUCGUCCGGGUGAUGCUACACCACUGCAGCGCCUGGAAAUGAUGGAAUUACUGGCGUACCAUCUCGAAUCACAAAGUUUAAAUGUCGCGAUUGCUUUGGUUGACGAACCUUUGGUCUUUGCUAAAGCGACACUGUUCCACCAACAUAUUUCUUCCCACGUCCCUCUCCAUCUUUACUGGAUCAUGGGAAGCGACACGCUCACACGCGUCUUCGAUCCAAAAUACUACGGCUCUGAGGCUCACUUAGCCGAGUCGUGCAGACGUUUCUUUGAACAGGACACCUCACACAUCUUGUGCUCGGAGCGGUCAGACGACUCCGUACAAGGUACCAUGACCGCUACAGCGCCUACCACUGUGGCUCACUCUCCUGAUGUGCAUAUUUUACUUCAGCGACCAGGACCUGCACACGACUGGUAUCAACGUGGAUCUAUUGAGCUCCAAUCUAUUGAUCCCAUCCUAGGCCAAUGUAGCUCGACUGCUGCUCGUCGCUCUGUGCUGCAAGCAUACCAAAAUGAUAUCUCUCGCGAUGAGCAGUCCCAAAUUCUUGCUCGUAUCGUGCCGCCUCUCCUGGUAGAGUACAUUGUUUCGCACUCUUUAUACCAUGCCAGGCCGUAG